Nomascus leucogenys (northern white-cheeked gibbon) is the source of this 452-nucleotide messenger RNA. RefSeq names its product hemoglobin subunit zeta. Gene Ontology annotation, biological process: hydrogen peroxide catabolic process; oxygen transport. Gene Ontology annotation, molecular function: peroxidase activity; oxygen binding; heme binding. NCBI's taxonomy places the organism in Eukaryota, Metazoa, Chordata, Mammalia, Primates, Hylobatidae. Gene Ontology annotation, cellular component: hemoglobin complex; haptoglobin-hemoglobin complex; blood microparticle. The record is from RefSeq and is a predicted model, not a curated record.
GUGCAGCCGCCCACCCUGCCGCCAUGUCUCUGACCAACACCGAGAGGACCAUCAUUGUGUCCCUGUGGGCCAAGAUCUCCACGCAGGCCGACACCAUCGGCACCGAGACUCUGGAGAGGCUCUUCCUCAGCCACCCGCAGACCAAGACCUACUUCCCGCACUUCGACCUGCACCCGGGGUCCGCGCAGUUGCGCGCGCACGGCUCCAAGGUGGUGGCCGCCGUGGGCGACGCGGUGAAGAGCAUCGACAACAUCGGCGCCGCCCUGUCCAAGCUGAGCGAGCUGCACGCCUACAUCCUGCGCGUGGACCCGGUCAACUUCAAGCUCCUGUCCCACUGUCUGCUGGUCACCCUGGCCGCGCGCUUCCCUGCCGACUUCACGGCCGAGGCCCACGCCGCCUGGGACAAGUUCCUAUCGGUGGUAUCCUCUGUCCUGACCGAGAAGUACCGCUGA